This is a messenger RNA of Benincasa hispida (wax gourd), 588 nucleotides long. Lineage: Eukaryota; Viridiplantae; Streptophyta; Magnoliopsida; Cucurbitales; Cucurbitaceae. The record is from RefSeq and is a predicted model, not a curated record.
AUGGGCCCAUUUCCGCCUUCAGAGGGUCAUCGAUAUAUUCUGGUUGCGGUUGAUUAUGUUUCAAAGUGGGUUGAGGCCAUCGCAUGCGCUAAAAAUGAUGCGGCCACGAUGGUGAAAUUUCUCAAGAAAAAUAUCUUCACGCGAUAUGGAACUCCCCGUGCCUUAAUUAACGAUGAAGGCACAUAUUUCAUCGACCGCAUCAUAACCAACCUGUUGAUCAAAUUUAAUGUCAGCCAUAGAGUUGCAACUGCAUAUCACCCACAAACUAAUGGGCAGGUAGAAAUCUCCAACAGAGAAAUCAAGACCAUCUUGGAAAAGGUAGUCAGUACCUCCAGGAAAGAUUGGUCACCCAAGCUUGACAAAGCACUAUGGGCAUAUAGGAUUUCCAUCAAAACUCCAAUCGGAAAGUUGAAGUCCCACUGGUCUGGGCCAUUCCACAUCAAGACUAUCCUUCCCCAUGGCGUAAUGGAGCUAACAACUGAGGAUGGAAGCAACAUAUUCAAAGUCAAUGGUCAAAGAAUUAAGCCCUACUAUGGGGGCAAUGUGGAACGACGCAUGGAGACCAUCGACUUAGGCAAGCAGGAUUGA